UUUCCCUAGUUUGUUUUCUUAGCAUGGUCACAGGAGAUUACCAAAUCUCAUGGCCAAGCUUUUUCCUUCUCGCUUUUUUGGUACGCCAGCACUCUGCCCUUUCUGUUCCAGUAAAUGGUCCCAUAUGAAAAUAUUCCAUAACACUAGCAUUGCUGUCUCGGAAUAUAAAGUUAUCAUGUUGACUCUCUGAUUACAUCCAACAGAAGUGUGUAAGCAUGAUAGGACUAAACUCUUAUCUAAAGCUGCAUAGAAGUACACACACACAGCCUUCACUCAGCAGUAGGCCUACUCCCACACAUAUAAAAAGGGUACCUCAGAUGUUAAACUGUGGUGUAAAUACUGUUUUAUAAAGACAGCAGUGGAAACCAAAACUCCAUCUUACAGAAACAUGCGUGCCGUUGUGCUUCUCUUCCUGGUGGCGGCGGCCAGCGCUGAGGUGUAUGACCGCUGUGAACUGGCCAGGACUCUCCAGGCGGCAGGGAUGGACGGCUACUGGGGAGUUGGCCUCGCCGACUGGAUCUGCCUGGCUAAAUGGGAGUCCAGCUACAACACCGAUGCCAUCGACCACGACUCGGACGGGUCAACUGACUUCGGAAUCUUCCAGAUCAACAGCCGCUGGUGGUGUAACGACGGUCACUCAAGAACCGCUAAUGCCUGUGGAAUCAGCUGCUCAGAGCUGCUGAGUCCCAACCUGAGCGUGGCCAUUCAGUGUGCCAAGCGUGUGGUCAGAGACCCCAAUGGCAUCAGCGCCUGGGUGGCUUGGCGUGUUCACUGCCAGGUCCAGGACCUGAGCUCCUAUGUUGCUGGCUGUGGUGUUUGAUCAGUGCCUUGUUGCUUUGAUGAUGUUCUCAAAUUCAUUAAACCCAACAAAGAAUGUUGUAUGUUAAUCAUUGCAUUGUUGUACAGCAUUGUUUUUUUAAUGUCUUCAAAAGAUUUACAGUUAUACUUCCCUCUUCCAGAAAGAGGAACUGAUAUUGAACCAUCACCACCCAAGCUGUUACACCAUAAUUAAGUCGUAUGAUCAUUAUUGCCUUUGCUCAGAAUUUUCCAAGUUCACUUAGCAUGCUAGGGGUAUAAUCUCUUCUCUAAAUUUGACGAUAGACAUAUUCCAAAAAUAAACACAUCCAUGCACAUGAAGAUUAUUUAUGAACACGUUAAUUUCCAUGAGAACGGUGAACUGAACACAACUUAAUGACAAAUAAUGAAAUUGAACGGUGAACACCUUCAUAUUAUCUGAGGUCCGACGCCAUUGAUGUCGAGACGAUGUUGAGACAAAAUCGCACUUCAUAUUUAUGAGCAAAUUAUGAAUACAUUAAAUAAGUUAUGGAUAUUAUUGAUUGAUAAUAUUUCAGUAUGCAAUCAAAGGAAACGGCAUAUACAAUAUCACUUCUUUUCAGUGUCUAGUUUUUGUGCAGUAGUGAAAAAAGCAAAAAGUGUCUCAACUGUACUCAGUCUACCAUCCGAUGCACCUUAUUAUUAUGUGCGGGAUUUUUACACACUGUCUGAUAAAGUUUCCGACAGGAAAAAUCUCACUUCUCUGUGCAAAUGAUGUCCUCCUGAAAAACUAGCAAUAAUUAAAAAAACAUAUAUAUUUUAGGAAUUGAUACAUACAGUACGAAGUGCAGUUUAGGGCAAGGGGAAGUGAUGGAUAAAGUUUUAUUUAAAAAAACAAG
Clupea harengus (Atlantic herring) is the source of this 1673-nucleotide messenger RNA. RefSeq names its product lysozyme C II-like. The record is from RefSeq and is a predicted model, not a curated record. NCBI's taxonomy places the organism in Eukaryota, Metazoa, Chordata, Actinopteri, Clupeiformes, Clupeidae. Gene Ontology annotation, molecular function: lysozyme activity.